Molecule: messenger RNA, 1458 nt
Organism: Panicum hallii
Lineage: Eukaryota; Viridiplantae; Streptophyta; Magnoliopsida; Poales; Poaceae
Product: L-lactate dehydrogenase A-like
Exons: 2
Coding region: 158-1222 (354 amino acids)
Biological process (GO): carboxylic acid metabolic process
Cellular component (GO): cytoplasm
Molecular function (GO): L-lactate dehydrogenase (NAD+) activity
Source: RefSeq, a predicted model, not a curated record
GCGCUCUCUCUCUCUCUCUCUCGUCACAAGCACCAGCCAAGUAAGCAACAAUCGACCUCCCUCAUUCUAUUCAAGCGCCGGCCCACAAGCGAAGCACUUCCCGUUGCGAUCGAGCUGCCCCCGCCAGCCAAGGCCAAUAGCUAGCACCGCCACCAAGAUGAAGAAGGCCUCGUCACUCUCCGAGCUGGGCUUCGACGCCAACGGCGCGGCAUCGGGCUUCUUCCGCCCGGUGGCGGACGACGGCCUCUGCACGCCGACGUCGCACCGCCGGCGCCUCACCAAGGUCUCCGUCAUCGGCGCCGGCAACGUCGGCAUGGCCAUCGCGCAGACCAUCCUCACGCGCGACCUCGCCGACGAGAUCGCGCUCGUCGACGCGCUCCCGGACAAGCUCCGCGGGGAGAUGCUCGACCUGCAGCACGCGGCGGCGUUCCUGCCGCGCACGCGCCUCGUCUCCGGCACGGACAUCGCCGUCACCAGGGGCUCCGACCUCGCCAUCGUCACCGCCGGCGCGCGCCAGAUCCCCGGGGAGACCAGGCUCAACCUGCUGCAGCGGAACGUCGCGCUCUUCCGGAAGAUCGUGCCGGCGCUGGCGGAGCACUCUCCGGACGCCAUCCUGCUCAUCGUCUCCAACCCGGUCGACAUCCUCACGUACGUGGCGUGGAAGCUGUCGGGGUUCCCGGUCAACCGCGUCAUCGGAUCCGGCACCAACCUUGACUCGUCCAGGUUCAGGUUCCUCCUGGCCGAGCACCUCGACGUCAACGCGCAGGACGUGCAGGCUUACAUGGUGGGGGAGCACGGCGACAGCUCCGUGGCCAUCUGGUCGACGGUGAGCGUGGCGGGGAUGCCGGUGCUCAAGUCGCUGCAGGAGAGCCACAGCAGCUUCGACGAGGAGGCCCUGGAAGGCAUCCGGCGUGCCGUGGUGAACAGCGCCUACGAGGUGAUCAACCUCAAGGGCUACACCUCCUGGGCCAUCGGCUACUCGGUGGCCAACCUCGUGUCCUCCAUCCUCCGCGAUCAGCGCCGCAUCCAUCCGGUGUCAGUUCUCGCCACCGGGUUCCAUGGCAUAGCGGAUGACCACGAGGUGUUCCUCAGCCUCCCCGCAAGGCUUGGCCGUGGCGGCGUCCUGGGCGUCGCCGACAUGGAGCUCACCGAGGAGGAGGCCAGGAGGCUCAGGCAGUCGGCCAAGACGCUUUGGGAGAACAGCCAGCUCCUGGGGCUCUAAAUUAUAAUACGUUAAUACUACUCCGUCCCGUGGUGAUGAGUCGUGUGAUUCUCGAACUCAUGACAGUCUUCUAUAGUUAAUCCACCUGUCAAUAUGUUCCUUAAUUAAUACUAAGUUUUUGUGGUGUAAUAGUGAGCACUUGGUUGAUGUAACCGUUUGCUCUGAGUCUCUGUAACACCGUUGAGUUUUCAAUUUGUACGCUUAUCUUGUAACUUGAAAAUAAACUCAGUUGAUAU